AUGAGGCUCAGCGCUCGUGAGAGGGACUUACAAAGUCAGGACAAUAUCGACGUCGAAUCGCCUCAAGCUCAUCAUCAGCUCAUAUCCAAACCAUCACCCUCACCUCCGCAAACAAAAGCUCGCUUCGUACUGAAGACCCUUCUUCACGUCCUUGUGGCUUGUUUCUUUAGAUUCAGCGCGAUUGUUUUCGGAACCUUGGAAUCCUGCGUUUUUGGAAGGCGUGUUUGGAUGUCAAGAGUCAGGAGGGAUCAGAGCAUCUUGAGAGCCAUUAGGGAUGCUGGGAUUGGGCUUCGUCGAAUGAGAUGGAGAGAAAGUGUGCGGUGUACGGUGUAUCAUCAAUCCGAUAUGCAACGUUAUUUUACACCAAAGGGAACUCAAAGGCGACAAGUCAUAAACGUACGGUCUGUGGACCAGGUACGUUCGUCGAAACUGAUUUCUCUUUACUUGAUGACUGAAUUGCUGGGAACACCUCCAACACCUCCGCUUCCCAAAUUCACCAUAACCUCUUGGCCAUUCGACUUUGUCGCCUUAUCUGUCGCGGUCGAUGAGACACCUACGCAAUCUGCCGCUGAUUUCCAAGCGACGGUAACGAGGUUAUGA
Marasmius oreades (fairy-ring Marasmius) is the source of this 600-nucleotide messenger RNA. RefSeq lists its product as uncharacterized. The transcript has 4 exons. The coding region runs from base 1 to 600 and encodes 199 amino acids. The record is from RefSeq and is a predicted model, not a curated record. NCBI's taxonomy places the organism in Eukaryota, Fungi, Basidiomycota, Agaricomycetes, Agaricales, Marasmiaceae.